UUUAUGGACCUGAUUAUCCCACUAUGAACUUCAGAAGUUAUUUGUGGCUGCAGCCACUGUACAAGAUAUGCCAUAUUACAUGGUACACUGGGUUCUCUAGUGCUGAAGCCACUCUUUGCUGUUGCGUUCUGACCUGUCUAACACAGAUUGCUCUAGGACAGUGCUGGCUGUGGUAUUGUCUGUGAAGGUUGGCGUUCGUCUAGGUCAUGGUAUAUCAGUAGUAAGUCAGAACUGAAUUUGUAUAUUUAUUUAUCUUUAAACUUUUGCAAGUCUUCCAACAGGCUUUCUUAAUUUUUAAUUGAGAGAGCCAGUUGGAGGACUAGCAAAACUUUGCACAUAUAGUGUGCUGCUCCUAGUAACCGCCUGUGUGCAUUAAGCAACCAAUGAGAGGAGGAGCACACACAGCUAUAUGUAUUACCUAAUCAAGGCCUUUGGGCUAGGUAGGGCAAACGUGCACAAGAAUGUUACUCCCCAGAUAAUAGGAGCACAUCCACACUUGAAAGUGCCAUUCCUUCAAGAACUGAAGCACACAGAGUGAGAUCAGAGUGAAGACGAGGAGGAGGAGGAGCACUGGAUUAAAGUCUGCACCGACACGGCCUUCUUCUACAAUGAGCUCUGUAAUCUUUCAGCUUCUUGCAGUCUACAUCGUUUUCACCUCAUCAGAAAGAGGUUACUUCUGGCACUUGACAGACUUGCAUCUAGAUCCUAACUACACAGUGACCACUGACCCUGGGAAAGUAUGUCCAUCUGCAGGUGACCAGCCUGUUACAAAUGCAGGGAAAUGGGGGAAUUAUCUGUGUGACUCUCCAGGUGCUCUCAUAAACUCAUCCAUUUAUGCAAUGAAAACUAUCUUGCCUGACCCGGACUUCAUACUGUGGACUGGGGAUGACACCCCACAUGUACCUAAUGAAAAACUUAGUGAGAAGGCAGUAUUGGAAAUUGUGGAAUGGCUGACAACACUAAUCUUACAGGUGUUUCCAGAAACCAAAGUUUACGCAGCCUUAGGAAAUCAUGAUUUUCACCCUAAAAACCAACUACCAACACAAAAUAAUUCUAUUUAUUAUCGGAUGUCAGAACUUUGGAGUCCAUGGUUCAAGCAAGAAUCUAUACCUAUGUUUCAAAAAGGAGCAUUUUACAGUGAACAGGUGAUGAACAUAGAAAACGUGGGACGUAUUGUUGUUUUAAAUACAAAUUUAUACUAUGAUUCCAACAGUAUCACAGCCAAUAUGGAGGAUCCAGGUGACCAGUUUGUAUGGCUGGAAAACCAGUUAUCAGAUGCUUCUCAAAAGGGAGAAAAGGUUUAUAUUGUGGGACAUGUGCCUCCAGGAUAUUUUGAGAAGAAACGUGGGAAGCCUUGGUUCAGGGAAAACUUCAACAAACGUUAUGUAGAGAUUAUCCAGAAGCACCACAAAGUGAUACAGGGACAGUUUUUUGGACAUCACCACACAGACUCUUUCAGAAUGUUCUACAGCAACUCAGGUGAUCCUAUUGGCAGCAUGUUUAUUGCACCUGGAGUAUCUCCUUGGAAAACUACUUUACCAGGAGUAGCGAAUGGAGCUAACAAUCCUGGAAUCAGAGUGUUUGAGUAUGACCGGAAAAACCUUCAGGUUCUAGAUAUGGUCACAUACUACCUGAACCUCACAUUUGCAAAUAUAGAAUCUCCAAGAUGGGAGAAGGAGUAUCGUCUAACAGAAGCAUUUUUGGUGCCAGAUGGCUCUCCCCAGUCUAUGCACAAAGUAUUGGAGAAAAUAUCUAAGGACCAAUGCUUUUUACAAAAGUACUAUGAAUAUAACUCAGUCAGCUAUGAUUUGGAAACCUGUGAGGAGUCUUGUAAAAUUGAUCAUGUUUGUGCUAUUCGUGAAGUGGACUUCACAAAGUACGAUGAAUGUGUAAAGAACAGUAUCUCGUCUUUAAAGCCUGUCUCUCAUAUAGCAACGAUGAUGAUGAUGCUCGUCUGUCUCUUUCUGAAGUAAACCCACAAAACAGCUCUCAGUUCAAAAUAGAAGACAGUUCUUGGGACAGAUUAUUCUUAAUCCUUGCUAAUAAAGCUUUUGGCACUAUGUAAAAACUGAAUUUGAGUAAAUUUGUAAAAUAUUAUGGUGAAUGGCUCUAAUAAUAUAUAUUCUUCUGAAACAAACACAUAACUCUACCCCAGGACUGACUUUUUUACUGUACAGGUGUCAAUACAUCUUUCAUAGCUGUCAACCGAACCACAGUGUUUUUCUAUGUAAAAACCUGCACCUGACUAUUUUCUGGUGGACUUUUGUGCCACGUGUGAAGAUACCCAUACUCAUUCACUUUGCAGGUACUGUACAAUGCUGCAGAUUUUCUUCACAAGAAUCCACAACGGCACAUCUACAGCAUUGCAGUCACAUUUGGACAUAGCCCAUUUCAGUCUUCUAAAAAGCGCUUGUCAAAACAACCCUAUUCAGAUAAAUGUCAUAUACUGACAGGCUUCUUCUAAACCACUACACAGCCGGAAUAGGAGGCAUAGAGAUUUAGCUUAAUACAAGUAAUGGUCCAUUUACACAUACCGACAAUUUUGGGCUAUUAUCGGGGAUAAGCUUUUGUAGAAACUCUUGUUCCCAAUAAUAGGCCUGUAUAAAAGGUGCCAGCGAUCAUCUGAGCAAACAAUCCUUCUCCCAGUCAUGGCGCAUGCCCUCUUUACAGAAGGUCCAUAGCCAGGACCCGAAUGAUGGAGCUCACCAUAUCGUAUGCCAUACCAAGCGAUUAAAAGUGAUCCCAUGUUUGCUGACUAAACUAU
Molecule: messenger RNA, 2764 nt
Organism: Bufo bufo (common toad)
Lineage: Eukaryota; Metazoa; Chordata; Amphibia; Anura; Bufonidae
Gene: SMPDL3B
Product: sphingomyelin phosphodiesterase acid like 3B
Exons: 9
Coding region: 609-1973 (454 amino acids)
Biological process (GO): sphingomyelin catabolic process
Molecular function (GO): sphingomyelin phosphodiesterase activity
Source: RefSeq, a predicted model, not a curated record